Zychaea mexicana is the source of this 1071-nucleotide messenger RNA. RefSeq names its product zinc-ribbon-domain-containing protein. The record is from RefSeq and is a predicted model, not a curated record. Gene Ontology annotation, cellular component: nucleus. Lineage: Eukaryota; Fungi; Mucoromycota; Mucoromycetes; Mucorales; Lichtheimiaceae. Gene Ontology annotation, biological process: protein ubiquitination; ubiquitin-dependent protein catabolic process. Gene Ontology annotation, molecular function: zinc ion binding; ubiquitin protein ligase activity. The transcript is spliced from 2 exons. The coding region runs from base 1 to 1071 and encodes 356 amino acids.
AUGGGAUGUAAACAUUAUCAACGUAAAGUGAAGCUGGAGGCCAACUGCUGUAAACGGAUUUUUCCUUGUCGGUUUUGUCACGAUGACGCUAGCGAUCACAACAUUAUUCGACACGAGACGAAAAACAUGCUGUGUAUGAUGUGUAUGACUUUGCAACCAGCGGCAAAGAUGUGCAGCAAGUGUAAUGUCGAAGCGGCGGCGUACUAUUGUGACAAAUGCAAACUGUGGGACGACGAUCCGAAAAAGUCAAUCUACCAUUGUGAUGAUUGCGGCAUAUGUCGUCAGGGUAGAGGACUGGAUGACGAUUAUUUCCAUUGUCAUAAGUGCAAUAUCUGCAUGGUAAUGGCCAUGAAAGGCAAGCACCGCUGCAUAGAGCGCAAUCUUGAAAGUGAUUGUCCGAUUUGCGGUGAAUACAUGUUCACAAGUACGACAACGGUGGUGUUUAUGCAAUGCGGCCACUGCAUCCACAAACUGUGCUACUCAGCCUACAUACAGACUUCAUACCAAUGUCCGACGUGUCUCAAAUCGCUGGGCGACAUGUCUGAAUAUUUUGCGCGUCUCGAUCGGGAACUUGUACGACAGCCGAUGCCACCAGAAUACGAAAAAUACGUUUCACACAUUUUCUGCAACGACUGUGAAAAAAAGUCCACCUCAAAGUACCAUUUCUUUUACCACAAGUGCACACACUGCGGCAGCUACAAUACCACGGUGCUCAAAACAGAAAAUACAGAAAAUACAGAGGAAGCGGCACAAGACGAUGAAUCAAAGAAUCCGCCACCGUCAUCGUCAUCCACAUAUCCAGCACAAUCUAGUACAAGCGAUCCGGCUUCCGCAUCGAACGGCUCGACAAACGCUCUCGAUCAGUCUACCAAUUCGGAUAACGACCAACAGAUGAUUCGCUCGCAUGGAAGUGGAACGGCAACCAAUGGUGCUGUACCAGCGGCGGCUUCAGCGCUUCGGAACGGUGGUGGUACUUCAUCAUCAUCACCAUCUUCUUCGUCAAACCCACCAGCCCCGCGUCCGUCUGCUAGUUUACAUGAUCCCCAUUAUGGGACUCGGGAAAAUAGCUAG